Messenger RNA from Eptesicus fuscus (big brown bat), 2312 nucleotides. RefSeq names its product RNA binding motif protein 38 (gene RBM38). The transcript has 5 exons. Gene Ontology annotation, cellular component: cytosol. NCBI's taxonomy places the organism in Eukaryota, Metazoa, Chordata, Mammalia, Chiroptera, Vespertilionidae. Gene Ontology annotation, molecular function: RNA binding. The record is from RefSeq and is a predicted model, not a curated record. The coding region runs from base 172 to 1005 and encodes 277 amino acids.
AGUGCCCGUAGCGCCGGCUGGAGCGCAGCGCAGCCUAGCGCGGCGUGCACGGCGGGAGCGGCCCUCGAGUGGACCGGCCCGGAGGCGCCCCUGCUGCCCAGCUCUCUCCCCGCCGCCGCCCAUGCGCGCAUCCCCGCGCGGCCGGGGUCCGUAGGCCGCAGGGCGCCCCCCAUGCUGCUGCAGCCCGCGCCGUGCGCCCCGAGCGCGGGCUUCCCGCGGCCCCCGGCCGCCCCCGGCGCCAUGCACGGCUCGCAGAAGGACACCACGUUCACCAAGAUCUUCGUGGGCGGCCUGCCCUACCAUACCACCGACGCCUCGCUCAGGAAGUAUUUCGAGGGCUUCGGGGACAUCGAGGAGGCCGUGGUCAUCACCGACCGCCAGACGGGCAAGUCCCGCGGCUACGGCUUCGGUGCCCUGUCUCCUCUGGGGAGUGUUUUUGUCCUUGAAGGCAAAGCUUCCCUGACACUUGAACUUCGAGGGAGGAGCUGGAAUCCAGGGGGCAGCUUUGUGGGAGGGCCCCCGGUGACUAUGGCCGACCGGGCUGCAGCUGAGAGGGCUUGCAAAGACCCUAAUCCCAACAUCGACGGCCGCAAGGCCAACGUGAACCUGGCCUAUCUGGGCGCCAAGCCGAGGAGCCUCCAUUCUGGUUUUGCCAUCGGGGUACAGCAGCUGCACCCCACCUUGAUCCAGCGGACCUAUGGGCUGACCCCCCACUACAUCUACCCUCAAGCCAUCGUCCAGCCCAGCGUGGUGAUCCCGGCCGCCCCCGUCCCAUCGCUGUCCUCGCCCUUCCUUGAGUACACGCCGGCCAGCCCAGCCUACACCCAGUACCCACCAGCCACCUACGACCAGUACCCGUACGCCGCCUCGCCUGCCUCCGUGACCAGCUUUGUGGGCUAUAGCUACCCGGCUGCCGUGCCCCCUGGCCUCUCGGCCUCGGCCCCCACGGGCACCACCUUCGUGCAGUACCAGCCUCCGCAGCUGCAGCCCGACAGGAUGCAAUGAGGCCACUGCCCCCUCGAGGCCCGUCACCCACGCACCCACCGGGCAAGUGGCCGGCCGAGCCCAGGGUGCACACCAGCACCUGUGCCUCUGGGGACCCUGCAGGACCCCCACCUGCAGGACCCCCCGGGUGGCCUGGAGACCGAAUCCCUUUAAAUCCAGGACCCCACACAUCUCGAGGGAGGACUUUGAGAGAGAAGCGUGAGCGGGAGCUCUAGAAGAUGCAGCCGGACCUCCCCGCACACACACCUGCCUUCUCCCUUCACCUUCCUCCCUCCCUCCCUCCCUCCCGCCCGAGCUCCGAGCUCCGGGCUGAGGUCUCCCAGCAUCCGUGAGGCCUCCCCACCCUCCAGAGCCCGGCCACCCUUUGGGCUCUGCGGAAACUGUCCUGCUCAGAGAUGCCUUACUCCAGGGAAACCUGAAGGAGCGAUGCGAAUUGACUGUUUAUUGUCGCUCCAUCCGCACAAGCUGUGAACGCGGGAGACCGUGUGCGGGGAGGCCGCCCCGUGGAAUUCUUGUUUCUGGUGACGGCACGGGUUCUUCCGCAAGACCCUGGGGCUCAGCGCAGCGGGGCCACCAGCGGCAGCUUCCCCAGCCCUCCAAGCACUGCAGCCUUUUUCUUACUGUCAUUGUUUUGCUACUAAGAUGAUUCAGAACUUCAGUUUAUUUUUUCAACGGAGGCUCCUGCCCCCAGGAAACCAGAACCUGUUUUUGACUUUGAGACUCACUUUUGUCCGUGGCUCCGCCCAAGGAGAAGGACCGUAUUUCUGUUUGAAAAAGUGUCUGUCGCUGGAGCACCAGGAGUCCCUUGGAGGGAGGGCGUCUCCAGGUCUCUCAGCGACAGUAAGUUGUCUCAGAAGCCUGUCUCCACCCCUGCUGCCCCUGCAGGGACAGAGGGAGGGGCCCCGUGUGAUGCUGGCUGAGAGCGCCCCACCCUCUCUCCUCAGUCCCCGGUUGCACCCCGCCUGGCUGAGACCAGCCUGACUCGCCCUGCCUGCCUUGGGCUCGGUGGGGAGGGAGGCACGGGGCCCAGCACGCAGUGACGGCUCCUGAGGCGGCGGGAGGGGGAGAUGCGGGGCAGCCUGGCCGAGGGGGCUUGGGGAGAGUGGACAGAAGGUCAGGGGGCGCUGGGGGUAUUCCUUCAGACCUACCUCAGGGAAGCGGGAGGCCUCAGGGCUGACUGGCGCAGGCGAGUGCUUUGCGGUGCUCCUGGUCCACAGUCGAGUCCCAGGAAACACCGGUAGCUAAUGUUAUAAUAAUAUUUUUAUUAGAAUGUUCUGAUUAUAAAAAUAAAACUUGUUUUCUUUAAA